Messenger RNA from Daldinia loculata, 1660 nucleotides. Its product is annotated as PLP-dependent transferase. The record is from RefSeq and is a predicted model, not a curated record. Lineage: Eukaryota; Fungi; Ascomycota; Sordariomycetes; Xylariales; Hypoxylaceae. The transcript is spliced from 5 exons. The coding region runs from base 197 to 1432 and encodes 411 amino acids.
AGGAAUUACAUGUAUGUACAUAGCUACCUCAUAUAGCUAUUCCAAGCAACACUUUCUAGAUCAUCUUCAUAAUACACAUAGGCCGGAUUUCGGAAUAGGAGAGCACCUAGAUUACGAAGACUUAAAUUAUCUGAAAAUUAGAAACCAGUAAACCACCAAGUUUCCAAGGCAAAUAUAAUAAAGACAACCCCAUAAAAUGGCCACCUUCGACAUCGAAGCCGAUAGAGCCAAAUUCCCAGCCCUAAAGGAAGAUCAGGUCUUCCUCGACAAUGCGGGCGGAAGCCAGACGCUAGGCGCCGUCAUCGAAGCUAUAAGCGACUACCUCAUCAAGAGCAACGUCCAAUUUGGGGGCGGCUAUAAAGCCAGCAAGGCAUCAAGCUCUCGCUACGACGGCGGCGUAACCGCCGGGGCUAAGUUCCUGAAUGCGGAGAAGGACGAGAUUGCCUUCGGCCCCUCAGCCACGCAGCUCCUCCGCAACCUAUCAUACACAUUCCCCUUCCAGCCCGGCGACGAAAUCAUCAUCUCCUCAAUCGACCACGAAGCCAACAUCGCGCCCUGGAAAGACCUCGCCAGCCGCCUAAACCUAGCGCUAAAAUGGUGGACGCCCCAAGCCAAAUCUACCAACCCGCGGCUCUCGCCAGCGGACCUAACGACCUUACUAUCCCCCAAGACGCGCCUCGUGACAUGCACGCACGCGAGCAACGUCCUGGGCUCGGUCCACGAUAUCAAAGCCAUAGCGCACGUCGUGCAUACUGCCGUCCCCGAGGCGCUCCUGUGCGUCGACGGCGUGGCGUAUGCGCCGCACCGGCCGGUCGAUGUGAAGGCCCUCGGGGUGGACUUUUACGUCCUGUCUUGGUAUAAGGUGUACGGGCCGCAUGUCGCGAUGCUGUAUGGGAGUCGUCGCGCGCAGGAGCAGAUGCGUACGCUGGGGCACUUUUUCAAUCCGCGUGCUACGCUUGAGAAUAAGAUUAGUCUUGGAAGCGGGUCCUACGAACUAGUCCAAUCCAUCCCCCCCAUCGUCGACUACAUCGGACACCCCCCCUCCUCCUCCCCUUCCUCCUCCCCCAGCAGCCUAUGGCCCAGCAUCGCACAGCACGAAUCACAACUCCAAUCAGCACUACUAGCCUACCUGACCUCCAAGCCGGGAAAAAUCACCAUAUACGGCGAGCCCAGCGCAGACGGGGCCAUCCGCCUGCCCACCGUGAGUUUCGUCGUCGCGGGCUGGGACUCGCGGGACUUGGUCGAGACGCUCGAGCGCAGCACGAAUUACGGCUUCCGCUGGGGCGCCUUUUAUUCGAACGCGCUGGUGUAUGAUUUCUUGGGCCUGGGACCGAGUGGUGUGGUUAGGGUUAGCAUGGCGCAUUAUAACACGCUGGAGGAGAUAAAGGGGUUUAUUGAGGCGCUGGACGGGGUCGUGUCGAAAACGGCUUGACUUGGCGGGUUGCAUGAGGUUACCUAGGAUUAGUUAGAUAUGUCCUCUUUGUGGUAGAUGUGUUGGUUAUCUCGGGUUUGGAAUAUAGGUUACCUUUGACCACAUACAUAUUCUAGGUAAUGUCCGGCUCAUGCGGGUAGCCAUAUCCUAGCCCCUUUUUAAGAAGAAUACUUCAAGACAGACCAAUACUUUAAUUUCAAACGGAUGGAUGCGUAAUACUCAAAGCAG